AUGGUCUCCUUCGUGGCGCAAUGUUUCCUUCCACGCAGCCUUUGCCCAGAUGGCGUGGGCAGCGCCAGCGGCUACAUUUUUGUGGUGGACAACGGAGGCUUCGAGGUUCGCCUCGAUGGAACCCCGGUGGCCACGCUUGGACGAGGCUGCACCUUCGGCUGGAACUUCUUGAUGAAGCAGCCGCAGUCCUCUUCGGUGUACCCGGUGGUGAAGUCCGGGCUUUGGGGUGCCGAUGGCCAGAAGAUCCAGCAGAUGCUCACCGAGCGGAUCAGGGAGAGAAUACGCGAGAAUCGCAAGCUCCUGGAUUGCGUCUCCUUCUUCAAGGGCCUCCCUCCCCGGCAAAUCGAACUGCUGAGCUCCGCCAUUGUGGAGGAGUCGGUGCGCGCGGGUACGAAGGUGGUGGCCAAGGGCGAGUUUUCCACAGCCCUGUACUUCAUUCGAAAAGGGCAGCUGCGGGUGGAGGAGAAUCAGAAGGAACUGGGACCAGGUGACUACUUCGGAGAGCGGGCGCUGCUGCACCGGGCCCCCCGAUCGGCCACCGUGGUGGCCGAGACAGAGGCAGAGCUUCUGCGGCUUGAGGCGGAGAAUUUGAAAUCCGUUGUCGGCCCGGACCUGCUCGUCUACCUUUCCAGGUCUCUCGUCCUCGAAGCGCUUCGGAGCUCCCAGGCCUGCGGCCAGUUCAACCUGUCACAGCAGUCGGCCAUCAUGAAGAACAUGAAGAUGAUGGAGGUGACCGCCGGAAGCUGCAUUGACGGCGCACGGCACAGCGACUUCCUCUUGCUGGCGGUGAUCCAGGGCAGCGUCUCCGACCAGGCCAACCCGGAGCAGCCAAACGUGUUGCCGGGCCAGGCCUUCGAGGUCAGCCACCACCAGCGGCACAAUUCCCUGCCGGCUGACACCCUCAGCGGGCCACUGCCCAUGACUAGAGCGAAUUCUGAUGUCGCAAGGGAGCGACUGGACCUUGCGGCUGGCGCAGAGGGUGCCAAGGUGGCCUUGCUCACAGAGUCAGGGCUUGAGGCAGCCUUGGGCACCGGUGGCGAGGAGGCGCAAGCGAUUAGCACCAACUCCGCAUCGGGUGGAGAGCGCUUCGCACAGAAGCAUUUCGUGCAGGGAAUCAACAUUCGCGCUGACGACUGUGGCGAAUUGGUUUCGAUGCUGACGCCGCCUGCGGCCGCCAUGAACUUGAAAGUGGACGUAGCAACCGGACGUCAGGAGGAGAUGGCUGCGAAACUGGUGGCAGAUCUUGGUGGACACUUUGAACAGCAAGCUGCAGCAACUCCAGGGGCACUUCUGAAAAUGGAGGAAGCUCGCAAGGUUCCUGGGAUGAACUCAGGUAAUGACUUCGUGAAGGUGCCUCUACCUGCACAAGAAACUCAUGUGGCGGGGCCUAUGCUGCUACCUCCACUGCCACAUUCCGUGCAGCGACCGCCAAAGAAUCCUCGUUACUUGUGGCGCCUCAUCCCCGACAGGGCCAACCUGGUCAUAUCGAAAGGAUCAAUGGGUCACCCCUUUUCCUGUGCAGCGGCCUGCCGGUAUGUGAGGCGCAAGGGUGGCUGCCGAGAUGGCGCCGACUGCCUUGACUGCCACGAGUGCUUCUGGUCCAAAGCAUCCACGAAGGACAGCGCCUCGAGGAACAGCGACCAGGCCCAGGCAGAGGAAGCCGUGCGAGCCAGGCCUGUCGUCGUUGCGACCAAGGAGGAUCUGACGAACGACUCUGACAUCCUCGGUGACUCCAAGGUCUCCACCGCGGGCAUGGUUGGAUUCGAAGCUCCAGAGCUGGAGAUGCAGCAGGGGAUGAACCCCGGCUCAUUAGGCCAUCCAUACAGUUGUGGACCCGCCUGCAAGUAUGCGCUGAAAUCGCGAGGCUGCAAGGACGGAGACAUGUGCACCCGCUGCCACCUGUGUCACUGGACCCGUUUCUCUGCCAAAUCCUUGAAGCUCAUUGAAGAUCGGCAGCCGAUACUGGUGCCAGCCACUGCGCGAGACUGUGCCCGCAGCAAGUGGCGGACGCACAGCAUGCUCGAUGGGCCAGUAUGCUCAAAGAGCAGAAGCGGCCCAGAACUCCUUGGGAGUUUUGUAAAAUGCGAGCCUAUCACAAAGUCACGCGAGAGUGGAGCCAAAGAGCUCUACGUGUGCUAA
Symbiodinium sp. CCMP2592 is the source of this 2139-nucleotide messenger RNA. NCBI's taxonomy places the organism in Eukaryota, Dinophyceae, Suessiales, Symbiodiniaceae. The record is from the annotation of a GenBank genome assembly.